UGGGACCAAACCCAACACAAGCAAUUCGUCGAACAGCUUAUCCACCUUCUCAUAGUUGCCUUCCAAGACUAACACUUCCAGGACCAAGUUAUAGCAUUUCAUAUCAGGAAACCCACAAUGUCAAACUCAUCACAGCCAUUUUGUUCACACAUUGCUGAUAGUAUCAAUGAGCAUAACUUCCCAUCGGUAUCGACCCCGCAUUCGACCAAAUUUCAGGGUCAAACUUCAUUCACUUUCUUUUAUUUUUUAAUUCUAUGCCAUUUGGCUCGGGAACCGAGGUAGUAUCAUUUUUCUUACUCCGGUAUUUGCAUAGUGAUGAUGGCCGGGUCAAGCAUCCCUUACCCGCCACAGCCGGUGGCUACGGCGCCGGUCAUCGGCCCCCAAUUCGUCGUUCCGUACACGGUGGAUCUGGCUGUGGUGAGGGAGGUGCUGACCCUCCAAGAAGGCAAAUUCAAAGUGGUCGACGUGAACGAGAACGUUAUGUUCAGGGUCAAAAGCAAGCUCCUCAGCCUUCGCGAUCGCCGGAUCUUGCUCGACGCCGCCGGUAAUCCCAUCGUCACUUUCCAACAAAAGAUAUUCUCUGCACACAGAAGAUGGCAAGCGUUCAGGGGAGAAAGCACAGACCCAAAGGAUAUGUUGUUCAGCGUGAAGAAGUCUUCUCUUGUACAGCUGAAGACGAAGCUGGACGUGUUCUUAGCGGCCAACACUAAAGAAGAUGAUUGUGACUUCCACGUGGAGGGGAGCUGGCUUGAAAGAUCGUGCACUAUAUAUGCAUCAGCAGGAGGAGGAGGAGGUGGAGGGGGUUCGUCGUCCUCAGCCAUUGUUGCCCAGAUGCACAAGAAACACACAGCCGGGAGCGUACUGGCUGGGAAAGACCGCUUUUGGGUGACGGUCUAUCCUAAUGUCGAUUAUGCAUUCAUCGUUGCCCUUGUUGUCAUUCUUGAGGAGAUCAACCGGGACAGGUCCGGCGAGGACUAAUCCACAUUAACCAAGAGUCCUCUCCACUCCAAGAAGGGAAGGAAUGACAUGGUUAUGUAUGCGCCGCCCCUCCCAACCUUAAUACAACAUUCCUCUGUACCUUAAUAACCUGAAAUUGGUAGCAGAUUAUCCUCACCAGUUCAGUCCUAUAAGUAAGAAGACUGCUCUUUAAUGCCAUUUGUGAGUUCAUUUUUAUGGCCAUGGCUUACCAUCUUAUGUGAUAUAGUAUGCACUUUGGUACUUCUAAUUCAUUUGGCAUUUGCCUUAUGCUUUAUGUAGAGUUGGAAAUCACUUGGAAUUCGUCUUCUUCCUCUCCUUUUGAAGGGCAACUAUGUUUCUCUUUUAUUCGUCGUAUCGAACCUUGUCAUCUCCUUCGAGAACAUGGUGGGUGACGCGUUGUGGCUGCCUGGAACUGGUCACCUAUGUGCCGGCAAAGCUCGGCAUUAGUGGUCGGCUAUGAACAGGCAAAGAUGACUAGCAUUUUGCCUAUAGUUUUGAAUACGUAAAUGUUACUCCGUAUAACAUUUGAAACAUUAAAACUAGUCAAAUUAU
Messenger RNA from Cuscuta campestris, 1530 nucleotides. Lineage: Eukaryota; Viridiplantae; Streptophyta; Magnoliopsida; Solanales; Convolvulaceae. The record is from the annotation of a GenBank genome assembly.